UCAAAUUAUUUAUAUAUUUCACGUUGCUUAAUUUCCAUGCUUUUGUACCAGUAGAUGAAACCUGGUGAACCUCUGGUCUGCAGGCUGGAUGCACCCUCGAAGGUUUCAACAACUUGCCCAUGACACUUCAAGUGGAAUCCAUCUUGCCCAUGAUUCCUCUCUCCAUCUUGCUUUAUAUCAUCUUCUCUGUCUUUUAUCAAGUGUGCAGAAGAAAGUGAAAGAGUGAUGGUUCUCCAUCUUCUUUGACAAACAAGAGAACACCAAUCCAUUCCUCCCUGUGUGGGAAAAGGCUUUAAGUGACCAUUCUUUUCCUCCCUGUGUGUGUAGGCAUUCUUUUUUUCUAGAUAUGACUAGAAAAGCUGGAGCUGGAAGGUUACGGGUUAUAAGAUUUCAGCAGAAGGGUCCUGCCAACCCCAAAGCCCUGCUCCUUGAUUCUACAUAUGUUUGAAACGAAUAGUUGUUGCAGAAAACAAAUUAUGCACAUUUUUCAGUGGCAUUAUAGUGAUAGAUCUAAAGGUGUUUGAUUUGCUGAAAAAAUACUUCUGUUUGCACAAAAACACUUCUCUUGCCCCUAGGAUAGAUCAAAUCCUCCAUUCCAUUAUAGUCCCUGUAGCCUAAUUUACACUGUUAUGUUGGGUGUGUUAACACUCAACCUAUUAUUCUAAGGCAUAGGAAUCUGAAGCAAAGAAAAGAGUGUAAGGGGAUCUGCACUGGGAAAGUGGAGCUUGGUUUAUGGUUUUUUAGAUGUUGCUGCUACUGUUUUAACCUUUUGCUUUUCCUAUAUUUAAACCUCUUUUCCAUUAUUUGAUUGUCUACCCUUUUCAUGUUCUGAUGCCUUUUUAUUUGCCCUUAAUUUGUUCUUAAUGCUCUCCUUUCUUUUUUCUUUUCUUGCUUCUCACAUGGAUUAGAAGAAAAAUAAAAAUAUGAAACUGAACAUUGAUGGUAAGGGUGGGUUGAAAGAAUCUGAUCAUAUCCAGUUUCAGGAGGGCUUAGAAUCUGGCAAAGUAUCUUCUCAUUUGGAGUCUUUGGCUUCUGAAUGUUUUGAAAAGGAUUCCUCUACAAAAAAAAGUUGCUAUGAUGCUUUUGUGCAGAAAGUUAAGAUUCGUAAAAAGUAUUCAAAAAAUACAUCUGAACAACUUUCUGUUAUUGCAUUGAAGUUUGACACUCAACAAACUGUAAAAAAAGAAUUUAAAGUAUCAAAAAAGAAAAAUACUGAUAAAAUAAAUUCUAGACCAAUUCAGCAAGAAGUGCCGUGUAGCCAUUCUAGUAAUGAUCAGCUGGAAAAACAAUAUGGCGAUUAUCAGAAAAAUAAAGUAGAAGCUAAACCUGAUCAAUAUAUACAAGGUAAAAACAACAGUGAAAAACAAAAAGAGUAUAAUCACAAAGAAAGAAUUACAGAACAAAUAGCAGUAAGAAUGUCAUCUUCUUCAGGUCAGGAAACUAUGAAUAAGUCAUCAGUGUAUGUUUUUCAGAUAAACCAAUUUAAUUCUGAAAACAUGACAACUAGAGAAACAAGUAUAGAAGACAGAAACAAUAAAUGGAAAAGCGAUCAAAUUGAUUAUAAAGAAAAGAGAAAUUUAAAUUUUAACAAUAUGCAAAAUAAAAAGAAAAAUGUGGAUGAUACAUCAGAGGAGGAUACCCAGGAAGAAGAAGAGAAUCCAGAAAAUGAGGAAGGCAAUGAAGAAGAUGAAGUAAGUGUGGAAGAGACUGAAAGGGGACAUGGAAUACAAGAAAAAGAAAAUGAUAGUGAAGAAAAAUCUGAAGAAGAGGAAGUUGAAAAUGAAGCUAGUAUAGGCAAGGUGGAUUCCAUGAUAGGCUCCAACAGUGAUGAAGAAGAAAAUAAAAAUGAUGAAUUACAACCUGAAACAGAAAAUGAGCAUAAUCUGGAGGAGGAAGAAGAGAACUUUCAGAGAAGCAAGAAAGAUGACACAGAUAAUAAACUGCAAGAGAUAGAAGGAAGAGACGUAUAUGAGCUUGAAAAAGAAAAAAACCCUAACAUCAUGGGAAAAGGGAAAAUUAACAUAAAACUCAAAGAAAAGGAACAUGAGAAGAAUGACUGGAUGAAGGACAAAAUGAAAAAAAUGGAGAAGAAAAAAGAUGAUGAAGAAAUGGGAGAUGAGAAAGAAAACGGGGAAGAGGAGGAGGAGGAGGAAGAGGAGGAGGAAGAGGAGGAGGAAGAGGAGGAGGAGGAAAACGGUGAGGAGGAAAAUUAUGAGGAAUGUAAAGAUGGGGAGGAAAGUGGUGAUGCUAUGUUGAUAGAGGAGGAGGAGGGCACAGAGGAAGAGGAACCUGAAGGACAGGAUCAGGAAGAGACUGAAAGAGAGGAAGAAGGACAAGAGGAACAAGAGGGAGAAAUUGAAAGAGAAGUAGAUGAAGAAGAAAGUGUGGGAGAUGAAGAGGAAGAAGAUAAGGAAGAGGGAGACAAUGAAGAAGAAGAGAUAGAAGAUGAACCAGAAGUUGAUGAAGGGGAAGAAGAACAAAGGGAGGAAGAGGAGGAGGAAAUUGUUGAGCAUGAAGAGAAAGAAAAAGUAGGCAAAAACUCCAAAGGUCAAAAAUGUAAAGAAAAUAAUAAAAGAAGAAAGCAAAAUACAAACAGCAAAAUUAAAAACUUCAAGCAAAAAAUAACAUUGAAACAAGCAAUGAAUGGAUUGCAACAUACACAAGAGUUUUGGAACAAUGUUUUACCACAUUAUUUGACACUAAAGUAAUCCUGGAGACUAGAAAUAAUUUUUACAUGAACAUUUUUUUCAGAAAGCUAUAGUAUAAUGCCUAUAUACAUG
This is a messenger RNA of Python bivittatus (Burmese python), 2780 nucleotides long. NCBI's taxonomy places the organism in Eukaryota, Metazoa, Chordata, Lepidosauria, Squamata, Pythonidae. The record is from RefSeq and is a predicted model, not a curated record.